ACGCCGCGUGCGUUCCGACGACAAAUCUACUAACGACGACUGUACGAGAGUACACACGGUGCAGUGUGCGCGCGCGAAGUGUGUUGUUUUCGUUUUUCGUUUUCGAUUUUCGAUUAUUAUUAUUAUUAUUUUUUUUUUUUUUUUUUUUAAAUUCAAUUCGUAUCGCCGUUUUUCGGGACUUUCGCCCAUCAUCAUCGUCCGUCCGUUUGUUCUCCUCUGUCGCCCAUCGCAGCGAGUACGUACACGUAUGCCGUCGUCCGCCGAACACCGUCCACUAGUGCGUCGUGCAGUGCGAUUCGCGAUGAUACAAUCAUACGAUUAUCGUGGUAAUAAUCUUUCCGCACUCUGAUAAUAAUAAUAUAAUAUAUCAUAUCUAUCAUAUCGCCGUGCGAGUUUGGGUUUUUCGAUUUGCGUUCUGUUUUUGUUCGUCCGAAUUUUUCGCGGUCUCGUUUUUUUUUUUCACGCUUUUCUUGGCCCUCCCCCGUUGUGGGUACCGCCGAAAUGCAGUUGUCUCAAGUGGUCACCAGCUCGGGCGUACUGAUGCACGUGUACAGUGCCGAAAGACACCAACAACAGCAGCAGCAACAACAGCAACAACAACAGCAGCAACAACAACAGCAACAGCAACCGUCGCAACAACAGCCGUCGCAACAGCAGCAACACGGUGGUGACUUUCGCGUACCGCAAUCGCCGGGCGUCGUGUCGUCUUCGACGGGUAGCGGCGGAGUACCGUCUCCGCCCGCGCAGCAUCAUCACCUCCAGCUGCAACUGCAACAGCAGCAUCAACAGCAGCAACAGCAACAACAACAGCAGCAGCAGCAACAGCAGCAACGGUGUUCUCUGCCACCGGCCCCGCCGUCGUCUUCAGCGGCCGCGAUGCGACCACCCGCCGCCCCGGGCCCCCGGUGCAAGCCGGUCCCGUCAGCAGCCACCCUGACGAUCAAGACGGAAUAUAGCCGAAGCCCUCCGAUGCUCUCCGAGGAACCGACCAGCUCCAUACCGGACUUAGAAUUUGACGGUGACACAGUACUGUGCCGAGUUUGCGGUGAUAGGGCGUCCGGAUUCCAUUACGGCGUACACUCUUGCGAAGGAUGUAAAGGUUUUUUCCGCCGGAGCAUCCAGCAGAAGAUCCAGUACCGACCAUGCACCAAGAACCAACAGUGCAACAUCUUGCGGAUCAACAGGAACAGGUGUCAAUAUUGCCGGCUCCGCAAGUGCAUCAGCGUCGGCAUGAGUCGAGACGCUGUACGAUUCGGCCGCGUACCCAAACGGGAAAAGGCUCGUAUAAUGGCCGCCAUGCAGCACAGCAGUAACUCCAAAAGCCAGGAGAAGGCAGCCGUGGCGGAGCUUGAAGACGAUCAGCGACUCGUUGCCAGCGUGGUCAGGGCGCAUCUAGAGACUUGUGACUUCACGUCGGACAAGGUCGCGCCCACGUUGGCCCGAGCCCGCGAACAGCCAAAUUACACCUUGUGCCAUCCGACACUGGCUUGCCCCUUGAACCCGAGUCCACGACCCGUCACCGGACAACAAGAACUGUUGAACGACUUUUCGAAGCGAUUCUCGCCGGCUAUACGUGGCGUGGUCGAGUUCGCCAAGCGUAUACCCGGUUUCGGGCUACUCGCCCAAGACGACCAGGUGACCUUGCUCAAAGCCGGUGUUUUCGAGGUGCUUCUAGUUCGAUUGGCCUGCAUGUUUGACUCUGAGUGUAAUAGCAUGGUGACGCUCAACGGUCAAGUGUUGCGUAGAGAGUCGGUUUGCGCAUACUCCAAUGCUAGAUUCCUUACCGAUUCCAUGUUCGAAUUUGCCGAGAGGUUAAACGCAAUGCAACUGAAUGAUUCGGAAAUCGGUCUUUUCAACGCCGUUAUCGUGAUCGCUGCCGAUCGCCCAGGCUUGCGCAAUGUUGAAUUCAUCGAACGCAUGCACAAACAGUUGAAAUGCGCGUUGCAGUCGGUGCUCAUGCAAAACCAUCCUGACCGACCUAGCUUGUGCCAAGAACUGUUGAAGAAAAUCCCCGACUUGAGAACACUCAACACGUUACACUCAGAGAAACUGCUGGCGUUCAAGAUGACCGAACAGCAAAAUCAACUGGACCAACAGCAGCAACAACAUCAGCAACAACAGCACCAAGACACCACCACCACAACUUCCAUCGCAGCCGCCGCGGCUCAACACCAUCAAAACAUUCAGAACGUUGGGGGCAUGUGGAGUUUAAUGAUGAACAGCACUGACGACUUCAACCGCAAGAGCCCGGAGGAAGCAGGCUCGUCAUCGUGGUCGGACGAGACCACUUCCGUGGAGGACAUAAAGAGUCUGGCCAUGUUGGACGAGGUCAAGAGCCCGCUUGGUUCAGUGUCCAGCACUGAGUCCGUGUGCUCGGACGAGUACCACCACGGCCCGAGCAAGCACGCGGCGAGUGCUCCUCUGUUGGCGGCCACGCUGGCCGGAGCUGUGUGUCCGAUCAGGCGACAUGCGGUGGCGCCGUCAGAUGAGCUACACCACCAAGUGAUCGUCCGGCCGAUGUCGUGCCGCCGGUAUCAGCGGAAGCAGGACUCGCCGACUGACUCUGGUAUUGAAUCGGGUACGGAGAAACUGGACAGGCCAAUGCCGCAUAGCGCGCCCACUUCGGUGUGCUCUAGUCCGCGGUCCACCGUCGAGGACGUCGUCAUGUCAGCCGAUUCGCACCAUCCGGCGGCCAUCGAGGACAUGCCGGUGCUGAAGCGCGUGCUCCAGGCUCCGCCGCUGUACGACACCAACUCGCUGAUGGACGAGGCUUACAAGCCGCACAAAAAGUUCCGAGCCCUACGCAGCGCCAAGGACUCGGCCGAGGCUGAGGCCGUCCGACCGUCGGUGGCGACUACUGUCCACAGCAACAGCACCCUCCUCAACCACCUCCAACAAAACCACCACCAUAAUUCACCGCAACUGCAUCAUCACCUCACGUCGUCGUCGUUGUCGAGCACGCACUCAACGCUGGCCAAGUCGCUGCGCGAGACGCCAAAGAUGACCCCGGAACAGAUCAAACGCACCGAGGAUAUUCACAACUUCAUAAUGCGCGAGGACACGGCGUGCAGUGGUUACCAACAACAACUACCACAACAACACCACCACCACCACCAUAACAACAACAACAAUCAACAACACCUACACCAACAACAGCAACCAACCAGGUGGCAACACACGCCCGUAAUAACUUCUGCUUUGGCCCAGAACAGUUGCAGAUUGUCACCGCCGUCGCCUACCAGCAGGUAUGCGUCGUCAACGGUGAGCAGUGGCGGCGUUUUGGCGCGCGUCCUGUCGCCAUCGUCUUCGUCCUGUGCGUCUCCGCCGCCGUCCGCGCUGUCGAUGGUCAUGCGCCGCACGCCGUCGCCAAACGUUGUCAACCUUCAGGUGGGCAUUACCAACGCAGCCGCAGCCGCUGCCGAGGCGGCGGCCGCUCACCAGCAGCCGCUUAACCUGUCCAAAAAAUUGUCCCCGUCGCCGACGCCUACGUCCGCCGUUGGCAGUGGCACCACCACGCCACCACCUCCUGCUCCCGCUCAGGUGGCUAUGGAAGCGUAAGCCAUCCAAGCCCCGCCCACCACACUCCCCGUUGCCGUACGUAACCGCAUCGACUCGAUCUCACGAGAGUCAAUCUCUAGACCAAAACAUAUGAAAAAAAAAUCAACAAAUGGAAACAAAUGGGGUUUCUAUACGCAAACCAAAACAGGUGCGGUGAUCGUUUUCCUAUUUUUAAUAAUUUUUUUUUUUGUUUUAAUUUUAAUUUUUUUUUUUUUUUUUUGUGG
Melanaphis sacchari is the source of this 3782-nucleotide messenger RNA. Its product is annotated as ecdysone-inducible protein E75-like. The record is from RefSeq and is a predicted model, not a curated record. Gene Ontology annotation, biological process: cell differentiation; hormone-mediated signaling pathway; negative regulation of transcription by RNA polymerase II. The transcript has 7 exons. Lineage: Eukaryota; Metazoa; Arthropoda; Insecta; Hemiptera; Aphididae. Gene Ontology annotation, molecular function: nuclear receptor activity; zinc ion binding; RNA polymerase II cis-regulatory region sequence-specific DNA binding. The coding region runs from base 502 to 3558 and encodes 1018 amino acids.